Bursaphelenchus xylophilus (pine wood nematode) is the source of this 5117-nucleotide messenger RNA. Lineage: Eukaryota; Metazoa; Nematoda; Chromadorea; Rhabditida; Aphelenchoididae. The record is from the annotation of a GenBank genome assembly.
AUGGCUGAACUGUUUCUGGGAGAGAUCCCAAAACAAGUGUGGAGUUGGACCGUUCUCUGUGGCCAUUUUGUGUUCAAAUUUGGGGUAUUUAAAUGUGAGCUGGACUUUGGAUACUUCAUUUUUGGUAAGAAGAUAAGGUAGGAUCUUGGGGGUAUCUGGUGAUCGAAGUCGGAGUUGGACGAUUAGGGAAAAGUACGAUUGGGGAAACCGAAAAGUUAGUAUUUUCACCUCGUACUGCAUAGUAUCAGAUAGUACUAUUUAGUGCUAGAGGAAAAGUUAACAUGAUUUUCGAGACCAGCAACUUCGAAAACCCCUAAAUCCAGUAUUUUUGGAAAAUUUUUAAAAAACUACUAUUUAACAGUACUACUAAAGAAAAAAAUAACAACCAGAAAAAAAUGAACAUGAUUUUCGAAAUCAGCACCCUCGAAAACCCCUAAAUCCAGUAUUUAUGAAAAACAUUCAAAAAUUACUAUUUUACAGUACUACUUAAGGAAAAAAGUAGAGAUCAAAAACUGAGUGUCAUUUUUGAAAUUUUAGCACCCUCGAUUAUCCUAACUUCGACAUUUACAUGGAAGAAAAAUAAUAUUUUUCGGUUUCCCCAAUCGUCUUUUCUCCAAUCGUCCCAGUUCCGAUCGAAAUGGUUGAAAUUCUUAGAUUAUGGGGUCUUCCUCACGAGCCUGAACAUUUUUACGGUAGUUGGGAAGCUGUUGAGCAAAUAUUCGUAUCCGCAAUACAAAAAGUGUAUCUUCGUUUGUCCUACAUUUGUUGAUGCUCUCAUAUAUGGUAGAUCUAAAGACCUUUUCAAAUGCCAUUUUUAAAUUUUUUUGAGCUUACUGGUACCGUAUCUGCUCUCAAUGCUCUUUCGUAUGACAUAGGUUACGUAUAUAUAGGUUCCGUUAAGAUACCUGCUCUCAAGUACUUGCCGAUCCCUCGUGUUAUGAGUAUGCUUUUGUACAAGAGUACAACAUUUAUUAUACAAUACAACCUGUUUCAAAAUGGUAAGAACCACUACAAAACCUGCAAUUGCGUUGUCGGAGUUCACUUGACGGACACGAAACAUUUACAGAUUGAAGGAGGAAGUUUGAAAACAUUAAUCAAAAAAAAAAAAUUUUUCUUAUUGCACUUUAAUUGCACUUGAAACGCGACAUUUCCCAAAAUUUUUGGGCGUUUCAAAAUGGUAUGUAGGAACCUUUGCUAUUUUUGCUAUAAAACGUGCGAAUAUGGAUCCCAUGGUGAUUGAAAUUAUAUAAAUAUGACUGUACUAUAAGUGACUUGACUUUAUCGAGUUUAAAGUGCCCAGACUUGCAGGAAAUUUUCGCGGAAAUGCGCAUAUUAGUCGAGACCAAAAUUCCCGAUAAUUUUAGAUUCAGUCAGUUUUGACUGAUUUGCAAUAAAAAAGUGCGAGAGAAAUGCAUCCAGGAGUGGCUCCGCUGCUCCAGGCCCAACUUUUUUUUUGGUUUACUUUAACUACCUUACGUUUCGGAACAAGUUAUAUACAGUAGUGUAUGUAUAGAGAAAAUCAAUGAUUGCGAUUUGCAAAUUUUAUAGCGGUUACUGUAAUUUUGAAAUACGUUUAUCAUCCGUACAAACGAUAGAAUUGUGCAAAUCCAAUUUUUGCAGUGCUCCCUCUUUACGAAAUCUCUCAUUCUUCUAUUUUAAUAUUCGUACAAUACAGCCCGCACAAUUGUCCAAACGCAUUCAAUUCUCAGUAAAAUUAGCAGCGUAACUCUAUCCUUUCUUUUGUAUCUCUGUGACCGAACUCAGGAUUCGAUGUAUUGUAGUAAUAUUAUGGUGAUCUAAUCUGCUGAUUUAUUGGUGGUCAUUGAAGACGUUUAGAGUGGUAAACUUUGUAACUUUGGUGUGUUCUAAAUUCUAGAAUAUACCGGCCUUAAAAUCUUAAUGGGUUCCAUAAAGUAUGAUCAAAAAAAAUCUCGUAUUUCUUAUGAAUUGUCAUCUUUAUUUGGCCAAGCUGUAUCACAAUCGGCCUUUUGGUAUUUGAGUAUUUCAAAUUUAAACCAAAAAUUCAUCUUUAGUCCGAACUUUACUGUCGUCUAUCACUUCCUUUCACCAAUAACACCCUCUAUUUUUCAUACCUAAAUCUCACGCCUUCUUAUUCUCCAUUUGAGGAAACUAUUCAGGGAACUCAAUUUCCUGAACGCCCUCACUCAACAUUCUCUUCCAAUAUAUUUCCCUUUUAAUAUUUGAACCGGUUUCUUGAGAACCCGUGAAUUCAAUUGUGUAGGCAUACUGUCCGCUAAAAGUUAAUCAUGUUAUGGCAGCCGUCAGACUGCGUAAGUGUUGGUUAUUUUUUUGAACUUAGUACAUACAUCAAGAGCUAAAGUUCAAGAAAGUGAACACAAAACAAGUCCCCGACAGACGUGGCUAUACGCUGAAACGGGAUUUUUUGAUUUUUUUCAUUGUUUGUAAGCUUCCUUAUAAGUUAUUGUAAUAGUUUUAUGUAGACUGAAAUUUGUAAAACAACAUGUUAGUAUACUCAUAUGCAGUUUCUUCUUUGUGAAUUUUUGAUCAUUUUUAAACUGAGCUCGUUUUUACCAGAUACGAUGUUCUGCUGAGAAAUCGCGCAAACUCAUGUACGUACAGUUUUCAAAGGCACACCCAUGUUUAAAGUUUCUUUGAGUUGACAAAAUUUGGGAUUUUUAAUCUGUUUUUUGGGGUGUUGGCAAUUUUGCUUGAAAUGGCAACGUUUACACUUAUAAUCUUGUUUAUAUUAGCUUCUGUCCUAUGCAUACAGCACCUCUGCCCUUCCGUCUAUAAUACGAAUCCAUUUUUCUCGAGAAUUAUUAAGGAACUACAUAUAAUUUUUAUUACAUUUAACUCUGCACCUCUUGUUCAGAGUUCUGUUAUUACGUAUAAAACCUGCCUCAUGAUAUAAACUUUUUUCAAAAAGUUUUGUAUUAUUUCAAAAAUUCAUUGUUUUUGAAGUAAUAUUGUCCAAAUACAAAACAAACUACACUCUCCAGCGUAGUUUUUUGAACCGUAUUUUACGUUUACAAUUCCUAUUCCUUUUGUUCUUUGCGUGUUGGGAAAUGUUCCCGAUUAAUUUAGCGUCAUUCUUUGGAAAUAUGAAAAUUGAAUUACUGUCUGAGUAAUGGUUCGUUUUCAGUGUCAAAAUCGGGGCAGUUGUUGUGGCACAUGCCGUAUACGGAGAAUGAACAGUUCUGGACGGGCAUUGCGUACACAAUUCCAUGUCUUCUGACGAUUCCUUUCCAUUUUUUGGUGUUAUUUGUAAGUUUGUCAUCAUUUUUGAUAACGGGUAAAUUCUUGCUAAAAGUGCGGCUGUCAAUAAAUCAGGCAAGGGCACAAUAUAGGUCAGUUAUUAUGGCUAUUACAACAAUUUUUUCCGCGCAAGAUUGGCAAUUUUAUGGCCGAAAAAGUUGAUUCUUUCUCUGACCGCUCUCCACAUUGUGCGCACUCUUUCUUCGACAAAGGCCGUUGAAUAUCUCAGCGGUUUCUACAAAAUUUAUUUUCUCAAAAGUUGAAAUGUGCCUAGCCCCAACAUGUGUUCAAACUUUUUCAAAAUCUGUGCGUUGCACUUUUUACAACUUUCUCGGAAUAAUAUAGAUUUCUGUCCAAAAUUAAGGUUUUUUUGAAAAGGUAAUUGUGUAUUUCAGGCUUUACUCCGGAUCCCUCAGUUGCGAAGAAGAGCCGCGCUCAGGAUGAUGAUAUCGCUGACAGUUUGUGAACUUCUUCAGACCAUUUUUCUAGCGUUUGGAGGAACUUAUUUGAUUUUGGGAGUGGAAAUGAAUCCCAUUCUCAACUUUGUAAGUCUAUAUACAACUAUCUAUUUUACAAACUUGGAAACUUCUGGAGCUUUUUAUUAGAGGACCCAAUCAAAAAAUGAAGCUUUUAUCUGGCUGAUAGUGAGAUUUUUUGGCCUAAUGUAAGAUUCUUAGCGGUCUAGCUACAGUUUCCGGAACAUUACAGUCGAUUACAAAGGCUGAAAAUUUUUUGUCAGCCUCGAUAUUUGAUGUAUUCUAAAAAUGGAGCCCUAAAUUUAGUAUUUUUCAGAUUCACAGCAUGAUCCUCGAAGCCAGUUGGGCAGCGUUGUUAAUCAUGCAUCCACUGUUUGUUCUAGAACGCCUUUGGUUUAUCCGAAGCAAUAUGAUCAAGGUGGAGAAGGCUCCGAAAUAUUUCUUCGAUGUAGGUAGAGAAGAACACCUGGACUUUGCGUAUUUUACCCUUGCUUUCUCAAAAGUCAUCAUUUUUCAGCCGGUUCUCGCGGUCUGUUGGGUUGGUGGUAUCUUGUAUACAGUUGGCUACCAACUCGGCGGCGACCAAUUUCAUCUGCAGCUGGACGAAUGCGGAUGGGUUUCGGUGGGAAAUGCAGCCAACAGCGUCAUAAUUCACGUCUUGUACUACUGUAAAAUGGCUCAAUUGGGGAUUGGGGUGGUCGCAACGAUCGCCAUGUUCGUCUUGAUGGUUAUUAGAGUAAACAGUGGUUAUUAUGGUUGAUUUUAUGAUAUUUGGAAAGAAUAGAGACUAAUUUUGAUCAGAUUUUUUUUAUGUUCUUUUUCGUGAACUUAUAUGCAAGUCUCAUUACUAAAAAAAUUUUUUUUGUCAUACCAUAUUUUGUGUAUACUAUAUUAUAUAAAUCAUAAUUUUUUCAGCGCCGUCGAGGGCUUGAUCAAUCCAAAAUCAAGGCCUAUGAACUCCGCUAUCUUAUUCAAAACACGGUUCAAUUUGUGAUGAUCAUCUUCAACAUGUACGGCUACCAUUUUAUCCCCGCCAGUGUCCCAUAUCAAGCGCAGGUGAUCAAUCUGGAAUGGGUGAUCAUUGUUAUUCAUCCGGCCUUUAUCACUAUUUUGGUGAAUCGGUAAGUAAUGCAAGAAAAUGAAAAAAUAUACACCAUUCUUUAUGAUGAGAAUUUAUUUCGGACUAAACGUUUCUGCGUAAAUUGAAAUUUCAAUAGAAUUUUCCUCUAACUUUAUUAUUGCUAUUCCAGGGAAAUUCGAAUUUCCAUGCACAACAUGUUCCAUAAGGGCAGUGAGAUCUCGAGAACUCCCAUCCAACUUACAGCUACUGUAAUAGGUUUAAAUAAAAGCACCAAAGUCCACACAAUUGAGAUCAAAAAGUACAGAAAGACUUAUUUUUACUAG